This is a messenger RNA of Mollisia scopiformis, 1869 nucleotides long. Its product is annotated as long-chain fatty acid transporter-like protein. Gene Ontology annotation, molecular function: long-chain fatty acid transmembrane transporter activity; long-chain fatty acid-CoA ligase activity. The record is from RefSeq and is a predicted model, not a curated record. The transcript has 7 exons. NCBI's taxonomy places the organism in Eukaryota, Fungi, Ascomycota, Leotiomycetes, Helotiales, Mollisiaceae. Bases 1 to 1869 code for a protein of 622 amino acids.
AUGGCACUCGUGACUGCUGUAGCAAUUGCUGUCACAUUGGGAGCUGCAGCUUACUUGGACGGGAAAUAUGCUUUAAGAAAGGACAUUUACUCAUUGAGGCGCCUGAAGUACAUUGAAAAGUUGUACGCAGCGCAUGUCAAAGAGAAUCGGAUUUCGCUGUACUACUUCUUCGAAGCUUCCGUCCAACGUAAACCCAACGACGAGUGUAUAUGGUCGAGAGAAGGAUGCUACACAUGGACACAAGCGUACGAGAGAAGCCACCAAUGGGCCAAUUGGUUUCUAGAGCAGGGAGUCAAGCCUCACGACUAUGUGGCUUUCUAUUUGACCAAUAGCCCUGAUUUCAUCUUCGCAUGGUUGGGGCUCUGGGCUAUUGGUGCCGCUCCUGCUAUGAUCAAUUAUAAUUUAGCGGGAAAUGCCUUAAUUCAUUGUCUGAAAGUCAGCAAUGCAAAGUUGCUGUUGGCCGAUGAGGAGCCAGCACUCAGGCAAAGAGUUGAUGACGUCCGUAGUCAAAUUGAGGGAGAUCUCGGCAUGAAAAUCAGUGUUCAAGACAGAGCCACCACGAACACAAUCCGUGCUGUCAAGCCGGAGAGGCCGGCAGAUGUAUACAGAGAAGGUGUGAGAGGAGAGUGGCCUAUGGCCUUGUUCUACACAAGUGGCACUACCGGCAUGCCCAAAGGCGUUCCAUACACCGUUGAGCGUUCGUAUGAGCGUGCUGCCGGAAGAAGAACCAAUGAGCUUGACGACGAUCGUUGGUAUGAUUGCAUGCCAUAUUACCAUGGUACAGGGGGAGUUCUAGCGAUGUCUUGUAUGAUGACCGGUCUCACGCUUUGCAUUGGCAAAAGAUUCAGCACGUCCAAAUUCUGGCAAGACGUUCAUGAUUCGCGUGCAACAUGGAUCACGUAUGUAGGAGAGACAGCUCGAUAUCUGUUAGCUGCUCCACCAUCACCGCUUGACAAAGAUCACCACGUCCGUGGUAUGUAUGGCAAUGGACUUCGACCUGACGUUUGGUUCAAAUUUCGCGAAAGAUUCGGCGUUAGUGAGAUGUCUGAGUUCUUCGCCUCUUCUGAAGGCGUGUUCGGUCUCAUCAACAAUUGCAGAGGUGAUUACCUUGCAACUUGUGUUGGACAUCACGGGGCAAUAUUGCGCUACCGAUUUAAGGAUUAUAUGGUCCCAGUCCUGAUCGAUCAAGCAUCUGGAGAGAUUGCUCGAGAUCCAAAAACAGGUUUCGCCUAUCGACAACCAUAUGAGACAGGCGGUGAAAUGAUUGUUCAGGUCCCGAACGAGCAAUUCUUCCCUGGAUAUUACAACAAUCCAGGAGCCACUGCGAAAAAGUUCGAACGCAACGUUUUCAAGAAAGGAGACUUGUGGUAUCGAUCAGGCGAUGCACUUCGGAGAACUCUAGAUGGACGAUGGUUUUUCAUGGAUCGCCUUGGAGAUACUUUCAGGUGGAAAGGCGAGAACGUCAGUACGGCCGAGGUCGCCGAGGUCCUGGGGAAAUACCCAGGAGUUGUUGAAGCAAACGUAUAUGGCGUGGUUCUACCAUUUCAUGACGGUAAAGCAGGCUGUGCUGCAGUCUACAUCGAUCCUGCUGUCAAGAAGAAUUUUGAUUACGCUGGACUGCUCAAAUAUGCGAGGGUUCAUCUUCCAAGAUACGCCGUGCCUGUCUUUGUUCGCAUUGUCAAGGAGAUGACGCCCAUCCACAACAACAAGCAGAACAAGGUUCCCCUUCGAGAAGAGGGCGUUGACCCAACAAAGGUCAAAUUAGAGGACAAGGUCUUAUGGAUUGAUGAGAACGGCAAGGGUCACAGCUAUGUCGACUUUCACGUUGACCAGUGGGAAGAUCUCAAGCUCGGUAGGGCCAAACUAUAA